AUGUGUCAUUUUCUACUGUCACCUGUGGUGGACUCUAGUGCGCCAGAUCAAGGCUCGCAGCCGCCGCAGCCCAACAUUGAAGCGCGGGGAACGCGAGCUGCGAUUGAAGACCAGGUAACCGGGUUUUCGUCUUGUCGCCCUUCCCACCGUUCAGAGGAGAAGAAAGAACCAGCUUCCCCCCCCGACGUCUCGUCGCUCUACAUCGUCCGCCUACGUUCCGCGCCGCCUGUCGCCUCGUACCGCGGCGGAUUUCCCGGGUUCCCAGCAACAGCCGUCUGGGACAGCGACCCUAACGGCUGCGCGACAGACGCAGCGUCAGACGGCGCCGCCAACGGUUCCGUUGCCGUUGGUGCCGCUUCUGUUUCCUCCUCCGCCGCUGGUGCGGCUACUACCAGCGGUUUAGGAUGGCUUGGCCGUCGACCGCGGCGGCCGCGGGUGAACGUGAGGGCGCCGGGCGUGAGGGCGUUCAAGCAGCUGCUGCAGCGCAUGCAGCAGGCCGUGCUGAGAGACAGCGGGGUGGCCGCGGGGAAGAUGCUCUACAGGCGUUCUAAGCGCGGAUGUGCUGCAGACCAUAUUGCUGUAGAUCCGGGGAAGAACCGCACCGCGGCAGCCCUCUGUGUCUCCCGCGCGUGCGUCGUGCGAGAUGCUCAGGCUACCCGUCGCCAUGUCGACUCCCCUUCUCCUGCCUCUGGCUCCAUUAUCACAAGCACCAUCUCCCCCCCAUCCGCCGCGGCCAGUUACAAGCCGCCUUCUCUUCGACCCUCAACCCCCUCGUCGUUUCCAUCCGUCGUCCCCCCCUGUGCCCGCCAACCCUUCCCACUCGCACGUGUCGACAACGUCUCCGCGACGCUCACGCCAGCGCAGCGCAUGACAACCUACAUGCACGCGUCCAACGGCUUCUCCGCGACGCUCACGCCAGCGCAGGUGCAGCGCAUGAGGCGGCAUCCAUCUGUCGCCUCCGUGACGCAGGCGCGCGUGGUACGCCCUGCGACCACCCACUCGUACAAGUUCCUCGGCCUGCCCGGGUCGCUCUGGGCCGACGCGGGCGGACCCAGCAGCGCGGGGGACGGCACGGUGAUCGGCAUCGUGGACACCGGCAUAUGGCCCGAGCACGCUUCCUUUGACGACACGGGCUACAGCAGCACGCUCCCUGCUGGAUGGUCAGGCACGUGUCCCACGACAAGCGACUUCACAUGCAACAAGAAGAUCAUCGGUGGGGGCGUGUUCCACGCGGGGUUUGAGAGCGGCGGCAACACCAUCGACCUCUCGGCCGACUGGGACUCGCCGCGUGAUUCGUUCGGGCACGGCACCUGGUGUGCGGGGUGA
Messenger RNA from Closterium sp. NIES-65, 1326 nucleotides. The record is from the annotation of a GenBank genome assembly. NCBI's taxonomy places the organism in Eukaryota, Viridiplantae, Streptophyta, Zygnematophyceae, Desmidiales, Closteriaceae.